AUGCAGCGCAGACACACCACCCUACGAGAGAAAUGCAGACGCCAGGCCGUUCGCGGCCCGGCCUACAUGUUCAGCGAGAGGGCCACCAGCCUCACGGCCGAGGAGGAGCGGUUUCUGGAUGCCGCUGAAUAUGGAAACAUCCCCGUGGUCCGUAAUAUGCUUGAGGAGUCCAAGACGCUGAACGUGAACUGCGUGGAUUACAUGGGCCAAAAUGCUUUGCAGCUCACUGUAGGCAACGAGCAUCUGGAGGUCACCGAACUGCUGCUGAAGAAAGAGGGUCUGGCACGGGUGGGCGAUGCCCUGCUGUUGGCCAUCAGCAAGGGCUACGUGCGAAUAGUGGAGGCCAUCCUUGCCCACCCGGCGUUUGAGGGUGGGCUCCGCCUGACUCUGAGCCCCCUGGAGCAAGAGCAGCGUGAUGAUGACUUCUACGCUUACGACGAGGACGGAACCCGCUUCUCCCAAGACAUCACGCCCAUGAUUCUGGCCGCCCACUGCAAGGAGUAUGAAAUCGUGCAUAUUUUGUUACUCAAGGGCGCUCGAAUUGAGAAACCGCACGACUAUUUUUGCAAGUGCGGGGAGUGUGCGGAGAAACAGAAGCAGGACUCCUUCAGCCACUCGCGUUUGAGGAUGAACGCUUAUAAAGGCCUCGCCAGCGCCGCUUAUCUGUCGCUGUCCAGCGAGGACCCCGUGCUCACAGCCCUGGAACUCAGCAAUGAGUUGGCACAACUGGCCAACAUUGAGACUGAAUUUAAGAACGACUACAGAAAGCUCUCCAUGCAGUGUAAGGACUUUGUGGAAGGGGUUCUGGAUCUUUGCAGGAACACAGAGGAAGUGGAGGCCAUCUUGAAUGGAGAUGUGGACCAGGACCCUCCGAGCGAACACCACAGGCCCUGCCUCAGCCGGGUCAAACUGGCCAUUAAGUACGAAGUCAAAAGGUUUGUAGCUCAUCCGAAUUGCCAGCAGCAGCUGCUGACGCUGUGGUAUGAGAAUCUGUCAGGCCUACGGCAACAGUCAAUAGGUGUAAAAUGCUGGACAGUGUUGGGAGUGAUGGUGGGCUUGCCAUUUCUUGCUAUUGCCUAUUGGAUUAUGCCCUUAAGCAAGGUGGGGCAGGUUCUCCGCAGUCCCUUCAUGAAGUUUGUAGCUCACGCUGUAUCAUUUACACUCUUCUUGGGCCUUCUGGUUCUCAAUGCCUCGGACCGAUUUGCAGGAGUCAAAAACCUUCCUAAUGAAACAAUCACCGAUCAUCCACGUCAAAUCUUUCGCAUCAAAACCACUCAGUUCAGUUGGACAGAGUUGAUGAUAAUGGAAUGGGUACUAGGAAUGAUCUGGACAGAGUGUAAAGAGGUUUGGGCUGAUGGGCCACGUGAGUACCUCAUGCAUUUGUGGAACGUUUUAGACUUCGGCAUGCUGUCUGUGUUUGUGGCGUCGUUCACUGCACGGCUCAUGGCCUUUCUGCAGGCCUCCCGUGCGCAGCUGUAUGUGGACUUGUAUGUGACCAAUGCAGACCUGAGCAAUGCCUCACUGCCAGCAGAAGUAGCCUACUUCACUUAUGCCAGGAACAGGUGGCUUCCCUCUGAUCCACAGCUCAUCUCUGAGGGCUUGUACUCCAUCGCUGUGGUGCUGAGUUUCUCACGCAUUGCCUAUGUUCUGCCAGCCAACGAGAGUUUUGGACCCUUACAGAUAUCCCUUGGCCGCACUGUUAAGGAUAUUUUCAAGUUCAUGGUCAUCUUCAUCAUGGUCUUCCUUGCUUUUAUGAUUGGCAUGUUUAAUUUGUAUUCCUACUAUUUAGGAGCUAAAUACAACCCUGCUUUUACCACCGUGGAAGAAAGUUUCAAGACACUGUUCUGGUCCAUCUUUGGUUUGUCUGAGGUUAUCUCUGUGGUCUUGAAGUAUGAUCAUAAGUUCAUCGAGAACAUAGGUUACAUACUCUACGGGGUCUACAAUGUCACAAUGGUGGUGGUGUUGCUCAACAUGCUGAUAGCCAUGAUCAACUACUCAUACCAGGAAAUUGAAGAGGAUGCCGAUGUCGAAUGGAAGUUUGCUCGUGCCAAGCUUUGGCUCUCCUAUUUCGAUGAAGGAAGCACUCUUCCACCCCCCUUUAAUCUAAUGCCUAGUCCCAAAUCAUUCUACUACAUGACUCAACGCAUAAAAGCGUUGGCGGGUUCAUGCAAGACCGGGGUCCAGACCAACAGCGGCCAGCAGGACAUGGGAAUGGCCAAUCCACAAUCAAAGCUUCAGCGGUUUCGACCUUAUCCUGCAGCAGAGAGUUUCACAGUUAAAAAUACCAUCAAACACCCGACAAGAUAUCAGAAUCUCAUGAAACGUCUUAUAAAGAGAUAUGUCCUGAAGGCCCAAAUUGACAGUGAAAGUGAUGAGAUCAAUGAAGGUGAGUUAAAGGAAAUCAAGCAGGAUAUUUCCAGUCUCCGCUAUGAGCUCUUGGAGGAAAAGUCACAGGCCACUGAAGAACUUGCUGAACUGAUCCAGCAGCUUGGAGACAAACUCAGUAAAGGAACCAAAAGACCUUGAAAAAUGGACCCCUGCAUAUGUAUCUGAAAGUGCCCUAGACCAAAUAAAGAGGCCACCCCUCUACAGCCCAUUAAAUUCA
This is a messenger RNA of Triplophysa rosa, 2605 nucleotides long. RefSeq names its product transient receptor potential cation channel, subfamily C, member 7a (gene trpc7a). The record is from RefSeq and is a predicted model, not a curated record. Gene Ontology annotation, molecular function: protein binding; inositol 1,4,5 trisphosphate binding; store-operated calcium channel activity. Lineage: Eukaryota; Metazoa; Chordata; Actinopteri; Cypriniformes; Nemacheilidae. The transcript is spliced from 11 exons. Bases 1 to 2526 code for a protein of 841 amino acids. Gene Ontology annotation, biological process: manganese ion transport; regulation of cytosolic calcium ion concentration; calcium ion transmembrane transport. Gene Ontology annotation, cellular component: membrane; cation channel complex.